GCUUCUUUCCUCUUGCACAUAAGCACUAUCAACACAUUCAAUUCACCAUAAAAAAAAAUGUCCCUCUUUCCCAAUAGCAUCUUUGGUCGAAAAAGAUCAAAAUCACCACAAGAUCAUCAUCAUCAUCACCAAACAUGGAACAACCACCCAUCAUACCAAACCCAUGGUUAUGAAGUAUCUCACCCAAAAAACCCCCACAUAACACCACCAACUUUCUACGAGCCAUCACCAAUUGUCAACACCACUCACAUAGAGUGGAAAGAAACCCCCGAAGCUCACGUAUACAAAGCCCAUCUCCCCGGGAUGAAACGAAGCGACGUGCGAGUCGAAGUCGACGAUGACAGAAUGCUAUGCAUCAUUUGUGAGAAGAGUGUUGAGAAGGAAGAACAAAGAGGUGGAUGGCACCGUGUUGAGGUUGCUAGUGGUCAUUUUGUUCAGCGUCUUACUUUGCCUGAAAACUCUAACGUUGAUCAUGUUAAGGCCUACAUGGAUAAUGGUGUGCUCACUGUUAAUGUUCCUAAGAGUAGAGUUGGGAACAAACAUGUUAGGAGUGUUCAAAUUUCUCAUGUUUGACAACUUAAUUACCACCGUGUUAUUAUAAAAGUGUUCAUUUGAUAGAAUGAAUCUAAACACCUAUUAUUUUAAGAAUUGAAACUAGAGUGAGUAUUGAUAUGUAUCUUUAUGGAAGAGACACGGUUACCUAUUAUUUUAAGAAUUGAAACUAGAGUGAGUAUUGAUAUGUAUCUUUAUGGAAGAGACACGGUUAACUAUAUAAAUAAAAUAUGACUAUGUUGUGUUUUUCUAUAGGAAUGACGAUUAAGUUGUUCUCAGAAAAAGAGAUGUUGAUGAUUCAUUGAUUUGUGCCGGUCAUGGAAUGUUAGCGGCUUAAAUUUUAUCAAGGUUUCUCUUUCUUUA
Messenger RNA from Vicia villosa (hairy vetch), 915 nucleotides. Its product is annotated as 18.1 kDa class I heat shock protein-like. Lineage: Eukaryota; Viridiplantae; Streptophyta; Magnoliopsida; Fabales; Fabaceae. The coding region runs from base 58 to 573 and encodes 171 amino acids. Gene Ontology annotation, biological process: protein complex oligomerization; response to hydrogen peroxide; response to heat. The transcript has a single exon. The record is from RefSeq and is a predicted model, not a curated record.